AUGGCAGCUAUGUUCAUAACAAGAAACGCAGUCUUCCGCUUCUCAAAGUCUUUCCCUUACGCCCCUUCACUCUCCCUCAAACCCUCCAGGGUCACCUUCGCCUCUGCUUCCAACUAUUCAGGGUGGAGAAAUGCAGCAGAAGGAACGAGAUAUGACUCUACAGAGGCAAGACGUGAGGCAGAAGAAGACAGAGAUUCUGAAAUGGCAGAGAGAGCCAAAGAAACGGUGAGCGAAGGCAUAGACGAGGCUAAAGAGAAAACAGAGGAAAUGAAAGAUAGAACCAAAGAAUAUGCACACGAUGCAAAAGAGAAGACAAAGGGUGCGGGGGAGUGGGUGGCUGAGAAGACGAAGGAAGGUGGUGAAAAGGCGGCGGAGACAGCGGAGUAUGUGAAAGAUAAAGCCAAGGAGGGUGCACAUGGAGCUAAGGAGAAUACAGAGAAGGUUGCGGAGACGGCGACGGAGAAGUUGAAGAGUGCAGGGGAGAAGACGAAGCAGACAGUGCAAGGUGCGUGGGAGGCAGCCAAGGACACCACGCAGAAGAAAGGAGACGGUGGUUGGCAAGGAUGA
Gastrolobium bilobum is the source of this 567-nucleotide messenger RNA. RefSeq lists its product as uncharacterized. The record is from RefSeq and is a predicted model, not a curated record. Lineage: Eukaryota; Viridiplantae; Streptophyta; Magnoliopsida; Fabales; Fabaceae.